AUGUCGUCUCCAAAAGUCGGUGAUCAUAUCGACAGCCUCGAUACGCCUUCAAUGAUCGUGGACCUUGAUCUCUGUGAAGCCAACAUCAAGAAGUUAAUGGACAGGCUUCUGCCAACUGGACUCAAUAUCCGACCUCAUCUCAAAACUACAAAGAGUGCCAUUCUCGCCAACAAAUUAACCAAAGCCGGGGCCAAGGGUGGUUGCGUCGCGAAAGUAAGCGAGGCUGAAGCUAUCGCCGCAGCCGGGUUCGAUGAUCUCCUUAUUACCUGCGAGAUCAUUGGUCCUGCCAAGGUCCAGCGACUAGUGGAGUUAUAUCGAAAAUACCGCAAUAUCCGAAUCGUUGUGGAUAGUGAAAUCGGCGCGUCUGCCAUUAACGAGGCUCUGCUUGCUUCGGGAAUCAAGGAACCCAUCUCCGUUCUGAUUGACCUUGAUGUUGGACUUCACCGCACGGGUGUGAAGCCCGGAGAGCCAGCUAUGGCCCUGGCACAGCACAUUGCCGGACUGAAGCAGUUAAACUUGAUUGGCGUUCAAGGCUACGAGGGCCACUUGCAACACUUGCACGACAAGGAAGACCGCAGGGAACAAUGUCUGCAAUCCAUGCAGAUUCUCACCGGCACCGCAAAUUAUCUGCGGGAAGCAGGCUUCAACAUCGAAGUUGUGACUACUGGUGGAACUGGCACAGCGGAAUUCUGUGCCACUGUUCCUGGAGUGACAGAGCUUCAGCCUGGAUCUUUCAUCUUCAUGGAUACGGAUUAUCGAAAUGCGGUGGGAACGUUCUAUUCCAAUAGUUUGACACUCUUGUCGACUGUAAUCAGCCAGCAAGGCCCCCAGAUCGUUACAAUCGACACUGGUCUUAAAUCUUUGACGACGGAUAGUGGCUUGGCGGAGUGCAAAGACUCAAGAUAUGCUUAUGGCGUUUUGGGUGAUGAACAUGGUUCGCUUGCUUGGGAAACUGGAACGCCAAACCUUGGUGUUGGCGAUCGUGUGGAGAUGAUCCCUAGUCAUAUUGAUCCUACCGUGAACUUGCAUGAUUUCUAUUUUGCCCACCGGAAGGGUAUCAUUGAGGAGAUCUGGCCCGUUGACUCCAGAGGUAAGGUUCAAUGA
Penicillium angulare is the source of this 1104-nucleotide messenger RNA. RefSeq names its product DSD1 family PLP-dependent enzyme. The record is from RefSeq and is a predicted model, not a curated record. Gene Ontology annotation, biological process: D-serine catabolic process. The transcript has a single exon. Lineage: Eukaryota; Fungi; Ascomycota; Eurotiomycetes; Eurotiales; Aspergillaceae. Gene Ontology annotation, molecular function: D-serine ammonia-lyase activity. The coding region runs from base 1 to 1104 and encodes 367 amino acids.